Messenger RNA from Yarrowia lipolytica CLIB122, 1890 nucleotides. RefSeq lists its product as uncharacterized. Lineage: Eukaryota; Fungi; Ascomycota; Dipodascomycetes; Dipodascales. The record is from RefSeq and is a predicted model, not a curated record.
AUGGGUCUUCUCAACUCGGCGGACAAGGAGAAAAUCAAGCGAGUGGUGCCGAAAAACACCAACAAGGUGAUUGACUGCACCAUCGCACGUCUCUACAUUGCCUACCCGGACCCUGAUAACUGGCAGUACACCGGGCUGUCUGGAGCGCUAGCUCUGGUGGACGAUCUUGUGGGCCACACUCUGUUUCUGAAGCUCAUUGACAUCCACGGGUCGCGAGGCGUGCUCUGGGACCAGGAGCUGUAUGUUGGCGUCAACUACUUCCAGGACAGAACGUUUUUUCACUCGGUGGAGCUGGAGGACUGUUUUGCAGGCUUUCUGUUUGAAGACGAGUCCGAGGCCGCUCACCUGUUCAAGCGGAUCCAAAACAGAGAAAAGUACGCCAGCAAGGAUACGGUCAAAAACAAGAACGCCAUUGCGCUGAAAAAGGCCGCUCCAGCAGAAAAGGCUGCCGUGGGACCCAGAGGAGAACCCCGUACUCGACUGGGAUACUCGGGACCCGUCUACUACGACGACGAGCCGCCGGAAGAAUGGCGAGCGCUGUACAGAGAGUUGGAGGAGCAGGGAAUCACUCCGGAGAUGAUUGCCGAUAACACCGAGUUCAUCAAGGAACACAUUCGACAGACGGGAGGUCCUCUGGUGGGUCUGGAACCUCCAAUCCCUCGAAACAGAGGCCGGGGACGAAGCACGAGUAAUGCCACUUCUUCUUCGGCUGAUACCAAUGCCCGAAAACCCCCACCGCCUCCUCCCCCAGCUGCUGCUGCUGAAUCAACCCAAAACAACGACAGAAGAGCAGCUCCUCCUCCCCCGCCGGCCUCGGCUCCCCCUAGCUACUCUAGCACUCCAGAGCCCGACUUGCCGGCCACCCCUGCUGCUCCCUCCGACCCACCAGCUGCUGUAGCACCCCCCAGACGGUUCAAUGUGCCGCCUCCCCCAUCUUUCAUGGGCAAAAACGCAGGUGCUCCGCCUCCUGCGGCAACUCCAGCCUCUCCAACAGCAGCAGCAGCCCCACCAGCGCUUCCAGGACGGUCGCUGCCGCCGUCGCUGCCCUCUCGUGGUUCGCCAGCGCCCCCUGCACUACCAGGACGAUCGGUGCCUCCUCCUCCAGAACUUCCUGGACGAGCUGUGCCUGCCCCUCCCCCCUCUCUGCCGGCACGAGGAGGAACCCCGGCAGCAGGAGGACCCCCUCCCCCUCCUCCACCCAGAGACGGAGCCACUCCUCUAUCGAGACCUCCUCCUCCUCCCUCCAGAUCGGCCAUUCCGCCCCCUGCUGCUGCCCCAACUGCAUACACACCCCCUCCCCCUCCUGCAGCAGCUUCUCCAGCGGCAGCUCAGAGCUCAUACACUCCUCCUCCUCCUCCUCCGCCCCCGGCCUCGUCGAGACCUGUUCCUGGAGUUCCUGGAGGUGUGCCCCCUCCUCCUCCCCCUCCGCCCCCCGGCCCUGGACCUGCUGCAGCUGGUGGACCUCCUCCACCCCCUCCGCCUCCUCCUGGUGCUGCUCCCUCUUUUGGAAGUGCUGCUCCCCCUCCUCCCCCCGGUCCUCCCCCAGCCAUGUCUGGAGGUCCUCCUCCCCCUCCACCCCCUCCUGGAGACUUUGGAGUCACUCCUGGUCCUCCUCCUCCUCCUACCGGAGACGCUGGUCGAGACGCGCUGCUGUCGUCUAUCACAGCUGCUGGUGGAAUCGGCUCUCUUAAGAAGGUGGACAAGUCGCAACUUGAUAGACCUUCGGUCAUGCUGCAGGAGGCUCGUGGAGAGAGCCCUACCAUUCCUUCGGCUGCCCCGGGAGCUCCUGGCGGUGGCAACUCGCUGGCAGACGCCCUGGCCUCGGCUCUUAAUAAACGAAAGGGCCAGGUCAGUAAGUCUGACGACGAGUCCGACGGUGAUGACUGGUAG